GAUCAUCUUCUCCACUUGCAUAACACACGUAACAGUCAGUGGGUUAAAGUGCCACCAACUGACCAACGGGUCCGUACCUUUUAGCCUAGCGGUUAGCUAGUGCGUUGCGUUGCGUUCGUGAGCCGGCGGGUUCCAAUCCCAGGAGCCAGGAGACUGUACUACUCGCCUCUUGUGCUUCAGUGGUACACAGGUUAUUCCACGUUUACAAUGUUUUAUAUAAUAAAAUAAUCCUAUUACCGCAUUUUCCCUCUAUCUACUUAUUUAUUUCAUUUCUGUAUUCUUUUACCAGGGUACGCUCCCAUCAGUGACUAGCACUGCUUGUCAGGAAGGCACAGGUACACAUACGAAUAACACAUACAUACAACACAAUACAAUAUUUACAGAGUACAACAUAUCGUCAAGCACAAAAAUGUACUACGUAAAUGAAGCCCUGCUUCGCAUUACCCCAUUUGCCGUGUACACCUCCUCAUGUGCGGUGCAUUAGGAUUGCGUAUGUGAUCUAAUCCUGAGAAAAUAGUGCUGAAAUGUCCCACGGUGAAGUAGAUUAAUCUCCAAGCAGAUUCUAUGGUAGCCUAAGAUAGUACAUGUAUCAAAAGCUGGCAGAGGAGUGAAGCCGACUUAGUAGUGUGUAUGUAGCUUUCCUGUUUUACGUUAUAUUUUUGUAUGGUGGGACGUGUGUUUCGCAUCACGUGAUUGGCAGUGUGUUCCUUAACGUGUACUACACACAACUGCGCACCAUGGACAGGGUCUACAACAUUAUAAUGGACAGGAUGAAUGGUUCGGAAUCUAUAGUCGCCUACACCGCCGUGUCAGCCGGCGUCCUGAGCUGUUAUGUCGGUCUCAAAGUCUACCGCAGACAACAGGUAAAGAAGAAAGCCUUAAAGAAGAGAGAAGAAAGCCGGAAAGCCAUGCAAGACCUUCAGAGAUCUGUACUGGCGGUUGACAAUGGGCCAACAGCAGCCAGAAGGAAAGAGAUCCUGUCCCUGACCUUGACCCAGCUGACCCAGCAGCUGAGAGACGGACAGCUGUCAGCUGUACAGGUGCUGCAGGCGUUUCAGGAGAAGGCGACUGCAGUGAAUGAAGAGCUGAACUGUCUGACAGAGCCCAUUCCAGAUGCUUUGGUUUGAGAAUAUAAUUAUUUUGUAACCAUGGUUACAAUUAGGUUGCAUGUGUGAAUUGUUUGAUUCAUAGCCCUGCUUCUUUCUUCUAUUUAAGCUGAACUAAAAUGAUAUUUUAUAAGGGGUGAUGCCAAAAGAUUUUCUUAGUAUCCAAUUAAUAAAGAGAAUAUAGGU
Messenger RNA from Branchiostoma floridae (Florida lancelet), 1292 nucleotides. RefSeq names its product vitamin D3 hydroxylase-associated protein-like. The coding region runs from base 738 to 1127 and encodes 129 amino acids. The transcript is spliced from 3 exons. Lineage: Eukaryota; Metazoa; Chordata; Leptocardii; Amphioxiformes; Branchiostomatidae. Gene Ontology annotation, molecular function: amidase activity; fatty acid amide hydrolase activity. The record is from RefSeq and is a predicted model, not a curated record. Gene Ontology annotation, biological process: fatty acid catabolic process.